AUGACUUUGAUGGACCUCGCCAACAUGAGCUUCACUGCGAAUCCCAUAAAGGAAAAAGAUGACGAUAAGCAAAUGACCAGGGAAGAAGAAGCAUUGGCUGGAGCUUCCCUUUUGCGGCAUAUUCAUUCAAACUGGCGAUCGUGCGAUGAUGCUGGCAUUCCUCCACAGCUGUGCCUUUGCAUGGAUAAGAAGAUCCUGCAGUCAGAUGACUACACAAACGAUACUGAAGAAUAUGAGCUGAUGUUCGAGUAUGUGAAAGCGGAAAUCCUCCUCAACGAUUGUGUGGAAAAAGUGGAGCAAACUCCAGCACUUCGUAAAGUUGUCGUCUUUUCACUCAACGCGAUGGUACAGCACGGAGUCAGACAGGAGCAAGAUUGGCAUCGCGCGCGAAGUUCCUAUCGUGACUUGGGAAUGAAGUAUUUGGAGAUCGCUGUAAGAGUCUUCCCAUUUCGCAAAGGCACCGACAAAUUU
This is a messenger RNA of Ostertagia ostertagi, 471 nucleotides long. NCBI's taxonomy places the organism in Eukaryota, Metazoa, Nematoda, Chromadorea, Rhabditida, Trichostrongylidae. The record is from the annotation of a GenBank genome assembly.